This is a messenger RNA of Procambarus clarkii (red swamp crayfish), 1380 nucleotides long. NCBI's taxonomy places the organism in Eukaryota, Metazoa, Arthropoda, Malacostraca, Decapoda, Cambaridae. The record is from RefSeq and is a predicted model, not a curated record.
CUGUAGAUUUUUCAAUAUUAUGUACAUUGUUCAAGGUAAUGGCAUAUCACUUGUUAACAAUUUUAUAAUUAAUAAUUUGUUGACACCAGCAGGCAAGAAAUAUACUCCAACACUGAGCAGUGAAGUGGCCGUGACGGGAGAAGUUAAAACCCACCAGCUGCUCGUGUUGAUUCUAAGACUUCGUCAAAUCUGCUGCCAUCCAUCACUUAUAAAACAGAUAUUAGAACCUGAAUCCAAAGAUAUUGAUGGAAUAGAUGUCAACAGUGAAGAUGGGUGUGAUUUAGACUUGGUGGAUCAGAUGGCCAAUAUGAGUCUGCAGAGCGCAAGCCACAUGGAUAAUAGAGCGGAGGAGGAUGCCCUUACCAUGGAUAACCCUGUCUUUCAGCAAACAAAAGUUAGCUCAAAGAUUAUGCAACUCAUUGAGGAACUUGAGAAAAUCCGUUCUCUGGAGACGGUGGAAAAGUCCGUCAUAGUGUCCCAGUGGACAUCAAUGUUAGACAUUGUACGUGAUCAUCUAGAGAAUGUUGGUAUCCAGUGCUGCACUAUAUCUGGGAAAGUUCUUGUUAAAAAUCGUGGUGACAUUGUUGAAGAUUUCAACUGUAAUCCAGAAGGGGCACAGGUUAUGCUGCUGUCUCUGGCUGCUGGGGGAGUUGGGCUAAAUUUAGUUGGUGCCAACCACCUGUUUUUGUUAGAUCUGCACUGGAACCCCCAACUGGAAUCUCAAGCCUGUGACCGUAUUUACAGAGUUGGUCAGAAGAAGUCUGUCAUUAUACAUAGAUUUGUAAUUGAAAACACCAUUGAGGAAAAAAUAAUCCAGCUUCAACAAGAUAAGCUGCAACUUGCUGAUGAUGUUUUGUCAGGUGCUGACGAGAAGAAAAACAUAUCAUUGAAUGACAUGAAGAAAUUGUUCAAUUUAGCUUAAACAAUUCUUGUAAAGUUAUUAAAAUAAAAAAAAAAUUGGUAUAAAAGUGUAGGCGAGAGGUGGUGGUGGGAGCGUGUAGAGCGGGACUCGUGUCCUGAAGAACAAAGCAGCUUGGGCCGAGACAUAUGUCAUCUUUCUGCUCUGUUCACUAUUGAGUUAACAUAUAUUGUAUAUUUCAAGUGCCUUCAAAUAUCUUUUUUAUCAACAUUUUAUAAAAUUAUCUGCUUUUUUUAUAUUUUACAGAAUGGUUUUAGUAAAUAGUUGAACUGUACAUACAUAUUAAAAUGCAUAUUAUCUAUCAUUUUCUGUGAUACAGUGUGCUCUCAAUCAUUAGGUACAAUAAAGUUUUAUACAGUUUUAAUAUACAGUACUGUACCUGUAUUUUAUAUUUCAUGUCUUCAUAUAUUUUUAUUUUGUGACAGACUUGUUUAUUUUAAAUUUAAUAAAAUUUAAUUAGA